CUGCACUCCCCCCACAAGCCACAGACAGCGUGAAGAGAGAGAGAGAUAGAGACAAGAGGGAGAAUACCCAGAGAGGAAGAACGGCAGAACAGAGAAGGUGUUAAGCAUGCCAGCAUAUGCCACCAACAUGAGGCUCAAGUUCCCUAUUCUGGCCUUAACGCUGGAAGUCGUGACCAUUGUCCUGUACGCUCUCCUUGUGGUAUAUGACACCGGUGAUGCUCACGGACAUGGGAGUCAUGAAGAAUCGAAUACAACUCAUUCAAGUGGCCCAAUGUCCCUUUAUCCCAUGUUUCAGGAUGUACACGUGAUGAUCUUCAUUGGCUUUGGUUUCUUGAUGACCUUCCUAAAGAGAUAUGGCUUCAGCAGUGUGGGGAUCAACCUGUUGCUGGCUGCCUUUGGCUUGCAGUGGGGUCUUCUCCUCCAGAACAUCUGGCAUAUGCAUGAUGGAAAAAUCACAGUCAACAUUGAAAAAAUGAUUAAUGCUGACUUCAGUACAGCGACUGUUCUGAUCUCAUUUGGAGCGGUUCUGGGAAAAACCAGCCCUGUUCAGCUUCUCAUCAUGACCCUGCUGGAGAUCACUACCUUCUGCAUCAAUGAGCAUUUGGUUGUGGGAGUCCUUGGGGUUUCUGAUGUGGGUGCCUCCAUGACCAUCCACGCUUUUGGGGCUUACUUUGGAUUAGCUGUCGCUCGUGUUCUUUAUCGCCCAGGUCUUCGGAACGGCCAUGAGAAUGAUGGCUCAGUCUAUCACUCAGACUUGUUUGCAAUGAUCGGCACAGUCUACCUGUGGAUGUUCUGGCCCAGCUUUAAUUCUGCUAUUGCUGAACCUGGUGAUCCUCAGCUAAGAGCUGUUAUCAACACCUAUUUCUCUCUGGCUGCUUGCGCUCUCGCUGCCUACGCUACCUCCAGUCUGGUGGAGAAGAAGGGGAAACUUGACAUGGUUCACAUUCAGAAUGCCACGCUGGCUGGAGGUGUCGCUGUGGGCACCUGUGCUGACAUGGACAUCCAGCCAUUUGGAGCAAUGAUGAUCGGAAUCACUGCAGGCGUUAUCUCCACCGUUGGAUUUAAGUUCCUCACUCCUAUACUCGCCUCUAAACUUGGAAUCCAAGACACUUGUGGCGUGCAUAACCUUCAUGGCAUGCCAGGCAUCCUAGGGGGCCUUGCCGGGAUUGUGGCGGCAGCACUAGGAAAGAAAGACAAUGUUACAGCAACUUAUCAGGCAUGUGGUUUGGCAUCAUCUCUGGGGUUUGCUUUGGUGGGUGGGUUGAUCACAGGCCUGAUUAUGAAGAUUCCAUUCUGGGGGCAGCCACCUGAUCAAAACUGCUUCGAUGACUCGAUCUUCUGGGAGGUACCUGAGGAAGAGGAGGAAAAUGAAGAGCAUUUGACUCACGGCGAUUAUUCCAAGAACAAAGCAGAAGCUUGAAGCUCUGCUCAAAACCAGCUCACUUCACAAAGAAAGAUACCCGGUCCAAUAAGCAACUCAGGGGCUUUUCAACGUCAGCAUCUACUCCAUUCACUAAAAUCCUCAACAGUGAACUCACCAAAAGUACUAAGAGAUGUCAUCUAUUUUUUUUUUUUUUUUUUACAUGUACAUGUAGCUAAAUUUUAAAAACACCUACAACUUAUAUUAUGACACUGAUAAGUGGCAUCUCAAACCUUCUAAAAUUAGGCAUUAUGUAAUAAAAUGUAAGAUAGUUAAAAGCAAUUACCAAAACGUUAAUAAGCUAACUCAAAGUGUAGGUCAGUUAUUGUCGUCAUCUGCUGAACUGCACAUAACUGAAUAGUUGCUCACUGUAGUGUGCCAAAAAUCUGAGCCAAUUUGAGACCUUUUGCUUAAGUGUCUGUUAUUAAAGUAGUUCAUUUUACUUUGAAUAAGCUUUUUUUUUAUUAUUAUUAUUUUGUACAGACCCAACUUUUAUCAUUACUAGUGAUUUUGACCAAUGCUCUAUUAAUGUUUUUUUUUUUUUUAAAUGAUCAUGCAUAUUAGUCCACAUCCAAAGAUAGAUCCUUCAACUUUCUUGCAACAAUUAUAGUUGCUUAUUAUUGUGAUCAGUAACAACCCUUUAUGCAAUGAAAUAUGAAGUAUUUUAAGCUAUUGUAUCCUAAAGAACUAACAAAUAUAUUGUUGACUUUUAUAUUUUCACACAAUUUCUAAUAUUUUAAUAUGAACUCAGGCAAAUACAGUGGCCCCAUAUAUAUAAAAUAUCACAAAUAAAAUAUUGGCAUGUAUUUUAAAGAAAUAUAAUAAAUGAGCACACUUUUCCAGUUUGUUAGGAUAACAUUCGUGGAACAUGUUCAUAGUUUGUACGAUUAUCGAUUAUCUUCAGGUGUUGUUACUCUACUAGGACACCUGAGUGAACUUGUGAACUUGAGAACCACUGAAGAACUUCAUACCUCCACUAAUGGACCCUGGGACCAACUGAUUAAAUGCAAUGACAUAAAUGACUAAGAAAUGAAUACUUUGUUGGCAGUGUGAUGUAGUCAUAAAAAAAAGGUGUCCAAAUGCAGUUCGGGGCCACUAUAUAUUUACAUCUUUGAAACUUCAACUAUUUAUCAGGAUAAUUGUAAAAUGUCAUACAAUAUCCUUACAUAAAAGCUCAUUUACUACAGUGCUUGAACGUUCAGCUCACAGUACAAGUAAGCAGACGUGAUCAGAUUGUCACUGCUUGCACUUUGUAAGACUACUAAAUGCCAUGUUGUUUUUCAAUGAUAAAGAGGAUAUAAUCCUUGCAGACAGUCUUACUGCAAGCUGACUUACUGAUUCAAUAUUUGUGUCUCUGAAUGUAUGUGUUCUCAUAUGCCUCACUCCCAAACCUCAUCACUUAAUUGUAUUUGAAAAGUCUGUGAAUGUAUUAAACUUUUACUGUCAUUUAUAAAACCGAUCUGAAAUUCU
Messenger RNA from Onychostoma macrolepis, 2890 nucleotides. It is a transcript of the gene rhag, whose product is annotated as Rh associated glycoprotein. NCBI's taxonomy places the organism in Eukaryota, Metazoa, Chordata, Actinopteri, Cypriniformes, Cyprinidae. The record is from RefSeq and is a predicted model, not a curated record. The transcript is spliced from 10 exons. Gene Ontology annotation, molecular function: ammonium channel activity. The coding region runs from base 107 to 1420 and encodes 437 amino acids. Gene Ontology annotation, biological process: ammonium homeostasis; ammonium transmembrane transport. Gene Ontology annotation, cellular component: plasma membrane.